Esox lucius (northern pike) is the source of this 5204-nucleotide messenger RNA. It is a transcript of the gene mapk1, whose product is annotated as mitogen-activated protein kinase 1. The transcript is spliced from 8 exons. Gene Ontology annotation, biological process: protein phosphorylation; intracellular signal transduction. Lineage: Eukaryota; Metazoa; Chordata; Actinopteri; Esociformes; Esocidae. Gene Ontology annotation, molecular function: ATP binding; MAP kinase activity. Bases 224 to 1333 code for a protein of 369 amino acids. Gene Ontology annotation, cellular component: nucleus; cytoplasm. The record is from RefSeq and is a predicted model, not a curated record.
CAGUAGCUCUGCUCUGGAGUCGACAAGCUCACUGCAGUUAGUAGAGCCCUUUAGACGUGCGAGUACACUCCAAAGAGACAAAUCACUUUUACUCGCUUUCGCAAAACCUGAGGACUUCAGAAAGGAUCAAUAUAUAUUAAAACGGUGUAAUAUCUGUGCCUUUUCGGAUUUUUCCUUUCUUUCUAGUUGUAGGGAACGUGUAAAAGGGCAGCUAGUUUUCACAAUGGCGACAGCUGCGGUAUCUGCCUGUGCUGGCAGCGGCCCCAACCCCGGAUCGGGCGCAGAGUUGGUCCGUGGACAGGCCUUCGAUGUCGGGCCUCGCUACCACAAUCUCUCCUAUAUCGGCGAGGGCGCCUAUGGAAUGGUGUGCUCUGCGUAUUGCCGUGACAACAAGGUUCGCGUGGCGAUAAAAAAGAUCAGUCCCUUUGAGCACCAGACCUACUGCCAGCGGACGCUCCGAGAGAUUAAGAUUCUGCUGCGCUUCAAACACGAGAACAUCAUUGGCAUCAACGACAUCAUCCGUAUGCCAUCCAUUGACCAGAUGAAGGAUGUGUACAUUGUGCAGGACCUCAUGGAGACAGACCUGUACAAGCUGCUGAAGACCCAACACCUGAGCAACGACCACAUCUGUUACUUCCUGUACCAGAUCUUGAGAGGCCUCAAGUACAUCCACUCUGCCAAUGUCCUGCACCGAGACCUCAAGCCCUCCAACCUACUGCUCAAUACCACCUGUGACCUCAAGAUCUGUGACUUUGGUCUGGCACGUGUAGCAGACCCGGACCACGACCACACAGGUUUCCUGACAGAAUAUGUAGCCACUCGUUGGUACCGAGCGCCUGAGAUCAUGCUCAACUCCAAGGGUUACACUAAAUCUAUUGACAUCUGGUCAGUGGGCUGUAUCCUGGCAGAGAUGCUGUCCAACAGACCCAUCUUCCCUGGGAAACACUACUUGGACCAGCUCAACCAUAUACUGGGUAUCCUAGGUUCUCCUUCCCAGGAGGAUCUGAACUGCAUCAUCAACAUCAAGGCCAGGAAUUACCUGUUGUCUCUCCCGCUGCGCUGUAAAGUGCCCUGGAACAGGCUGUUCCCCAACGCCGACCCUAAAGCGUUGGACCUGCUAGACAAAAUGUUGACCUUUAACCCCCACAAGAGAAUUGAGGUGGAGGAGGCUCUGGCUCACCCUUAUCUGGAGCAGUACUACGACCCCACGGAUGAGCCUGUAGCAGAAGCUCCCUUUAAAUUUGACAUGGAGCUGGAUGACCUCCCCAAAGAGACACUGAAGGAGCUCAUCUUUGAAGAGACGGCACGUUUCAACACUGUCUGCAGGUCCUAACCUACAUACAGAUCAGACUGCUCUGGGCACUCCUCUACUGCUCCUCUAAAAAUCAGACUGCCCUGGACACUCCUCUACUGCUCCUCUAAAGAUCAGACCGCCCUGGACGCUCCUCUAUUGCUCCUCUAAAGUUCAGACCGCCCUGGACGCUCCUCUACUGCUCCUCUACAGGUCAGACUGCCCUGGACGCUCCUCUACUGAUCAGACUGCCCUGGACGCUCCUCUACUGCUCCUCUACAGAUCAGACUGCCCUGGAUGCUCCUCUACUGCUCCUCUACAGAUCAGACUGCCCUGGACGCUCCUCUGCUCCUCUACAGAUCAGACUGCCCUGGAUGCUCCUCUACUGCUCUUCUGCAUUGUGUGCUGACCAGACCCCUCCCUCUGACCAGACCCCUCCCUCUGACCAGACCCCUCCCUCUGACCAGACCCCUCCCUCUGACCAGACCACCACCUUCGGGAAUGGUGUCAGGAAUCAGUCCCUCUUUAUUUCUCUCUCCAUAGUUCUGUUUCUGCUUUAACUUUCUGAUCCUCAACCUCUUCCCCUCCUCCUCAACCUCCUCCCCCUCAUUCUCUUGUUUGUCUGCAGGUUGUGGGAGGUUCAUAUCUUGGCUUAUUGUGGAGGAGCUGCUUGUCUUAUGUGUAUCAAGCCAAGGUGAACAAAUAGAGGUCUCAAUGUCCCAAUUCACUGUGUUACCUAUAGAGUGCUCUGCUUGGGUUCCAUAGUGUCCCACAGGGAAUAUGGUGAAUUUGGGUUCUGGCAACUCACCCUUGGGUUCUGGCAACUCCUGUUCAAACUAACAGUGAGUGACUUUACUGUUGUGUUUUUAGUGCAAUCUGUUGUUUAUGGUUCAGUCGUUAUUGUUGCCAUGCUGCGGCCUUGGGAGACUGUUGUCUGUCUGUUGUCUGUCUGUUGCCAUGCUGCAACCUUGGGAGACUGUCUGUCUAUUUUUUGUCUGUCUGUUGCCAUGCUGCGGCCUUGGGAGACUGUUGUCUGUCUGUCUGUUGCCAUGCUACGGCCUCGGGAGACUGCUGUCUGUCUGUCUGUUGCCAUGCUACGGCCUCGGGAGACUGCUGUCUGUCUGUCUGUUGCCAUGCUACGGCCUCGGGAGACUGCUGUCUGUCUGUCUGUUGCCAUGCUGCGGCCUCGGGAGAUUGUCUGUCUGUUUGAGAGGCUUUACGUUUUCAGUGAUCUUUUUAUCCUUUUUACUUUCAAAGUAUCUGAAGCCAAGCUAUGAUCAGGGAAAUCAGAGAUGUUAUCAAUGACAUCAUAAGUGACAUCAUAGAUGUUGUGACAUUACUCUACCAAGACCCCCCAGCAAUGUUGAAAUAAACUAAUUUAUGCAAUGACAAUACUGAUGAUAACUAGUCAGACAGACCAUAUGUUGUUGAGACAUGGUAAAAGAUAUAGGGGGGAGGGGCAUAUGAUUGAUUGACGGGGUGGCUGGUCUUAGUCUUUGAGUUUAUUUAGUGGGUGUUUUUUGUUCUGGGGUUGUUUUUUUCAGACUUUCUCUAUUCACUUAGGAACCUCUUGGUAAAUCAAAUUCAACUACCAAAGGGAUUGCUCCCACAAAGACAGACAGAACAAUGCUGGAGUUUUCACAGUGGCAACAACGCAAGCUUAAAGCUCCUGCCGCAAAACUAUGGUGGUUAGGGACAUUUAUUUAAGUUGAUUAGAAAACAAUCCCUCUCGUGUCUGUAAAAUAAAAACUAAGUGCAUCUGUGCUGAAUGAGUUUCUGUCCUCGUUCUGUUUGGGGCUCUAUAACAGUUUGACUGUGCCCUUUGCCUGACUGUUAAAAGUUCUACAUAAAAACAUGCUAUUCUGAUGUAGGUUGUCUUUGCCCUGCUCCAACCACCUGGUCCUGCUCUGCCCUCUUCCACCCAGCAGAGGGAGCUGCUUCUUCAUUUUCAAUUUGCUGUUGUUUUAGCUUCUACAUUUGUCUUCUACUCUUCUGAUCUCAGAGAAGUUAAACCAGGUUCUAUUAGUUGGAGUGCUGCUGGACCUGUUAGCCGUAUGCUAGUGUCCGUCAGUCAUGGGAAGAUGCCAUAUCUUAGCCAUAAGAAACUGAACCGGCUUCUUUAUUACACAUCACCUGACCCCUGGAAUACAGACAUGAGUUAACCAUUCAGAACAAGGCACUUAAAAGGUUCUAUGUGCAGUAUUAUGAUAAAUGUAUGCAAAACUUAUUUUUAAGGGGGAGAGGCCUCACACAAGUAUGAGGGCUUACACCUUCUUUUGAUUUAUCCACUUAAUAACUUGCUUAUUAUAAUUUCUUGCUCUUGAAAAAAAGAUGUCUCCUUUGAAAGCCAAAACCUUAAAGCCUGUAAUAUGUUUCUAACUGCACGCUUAAAGCAUUUUAUAUUGUACACCUUAUUACAGAGGCAUUAGUCAGAUGACAUGACAUUUAUAUGGUUGUAACAUUUAGUCUGCUGGAGUCAUUGGAUUGGUUUUAAAGGCUCUUCAUGUGGUGGUGUAUAUGCAUGUUAAGAUGGCAACAUUCAUUGGAUCAUUGUUAGAACAUAUGUUAGUCUGCUUCUCCUGUUUCCCAAACUCCCAGACAAACUAGCCGUCUGCAUUGCACUACUUUUUGUCUGCUACCAUUAUGUUGGCCAUAGUUACUCAGGCCAAGAUACAGAACCAUUUCAAUUGGAGCUGGCUAGCUAGUUGCCAACUACCUCAGCUCCCAUGACUAACUUAGAGACAACAUUUCCCAUGUAACCCCUCCCCACCACCACCACACACACACUCCAGUACUCCAUUAUAUCACGUAUCAACAUGUACCACACUUCUUUUAUUGCCACCAAGUCAAAUGCCAAGUCUUGAGCUCCCAGCAGGCCUUGUGUUCAGAUGCUCAGUGAACAGUGUCUGUUUAGAGUAGGUCAAGGCCUUGCUCCUCCAGCUAGUUUGCCCAAUGAUAAUUGCACUUGCAUUCUAUAUAAUACUGUUAGAAUGCCACCAGUAACAUUUCAAUGCUUUCUAUAAAACAUUACGCCAUGGGACAUUAGUCUACAUAACGUUUGCAGACCAAGUCGCUAAACGAAGAGAGGGCCAGCUAGGUGGACGAUGUUAAGCUCUAUAUGACUUCACAUGUCCACUGAGGAGUAGAAGCACAGCAAUGCAACCCGUAAUCCUCCUACAGAAGGCACCCGCUCUGAGAGCCACUGGCCACUACAUACCCCUCACUGCUGAACCUGUCUAGGUACACCUAGAGCUAUCCUGUAAGAAAUAUGCCAAUACAGACCUGCUUUGAGUCUCAGUCCGCGUUGCAAACCUGUCUGGUUCUUUGUGCCUUUCUUCUUUACUGUCUUCAACUCCAAGAUGUGAUGAGCAGCGUUGUCUUGUUGGGGGUCCGUAGUGAUUGCAGUGUAUUCUAUAAAAACAAAUAAUUUUAAGACAAAAAAAAGUCAUUUAAAGCAUCAUGGUUAUGUAAUUUUAAGAUUAGUUCUGUUGGUAAAGCUUUGUGAUUGUGAUUCUGUACUGAAAAAUAUGAAGACUGAACUUUUAUUUUUAUUUUUUACCCUUUUUGCCUUAUUUUUUCUUGUUUUGUGCAAAAUGUUUUUAUUGUAUAAUGAAUGUUAUGUUUCUAUCAAAUAUUAAUCUUGUUUAAGAAUUGUUGCCGUCAAUUCAAAUACUUCUAUGUAUUUUUUGAUCAGUAGAAAACCUUUAAUUGUGAAUUGAACUUCUUUAAAGCUAAAAAGAAAAACAAAAUAAGAUCCACAUUUCAUGCAUUUUUUUGUUGUUUCUGUUAGCGUCAGUAGCUUAUCAGACAAGGUUGGAACCAACACCUGGUCUGUGCCUGAAUUACUUCUGCCAAGCGGAAGGAGUUGACUGAAUAUCUGCUGAUGUUGAAGAUGACUGCCAUUUUUAAAAAA